CCGGGGUCAGAGGUUCCCACAAAACGCAUGCAAUCUCUGGGACGUUUGGCACCGACCACCGCUCUUCACCAUGAGGAGGACCGGGUGGCUGUAACCCUGGUGGGGAUGGUGCCGGUGUGAGGAGCCCGGGUGUGUGUGUUGUUUGCUGCGGAGGACAUGCCUGCUGUCGGGGGGAAAGGGAGGAAGUGUCUGGACAACAUGAAUGUUUUCAACCAAGAAAAUGUGGAGGAAUUCUAUGAAAUCAGAGACGAGCUGGGGAGCGGCCAGUUCGCCGUGGUCAGACGAUGUCGGCACAGGGGCACGGGUGGGGAGUUCGCCGCCAAAUCCAUCAAGAAGCGGCGCAGCAAGUCGAGUCGACGCGGGGUGACGAGGGACGACAUCGAGCGCGAGGUGAACAUCCUGAAGGAGAUCCAGCACCCCAACAUCAUCACGCUCCACGAGGUCUUUGAGAACAAGGCCGAGGUCAUCCUGAUCCUGGAGCUCGUGGCCGGCGGCGAACUCUUCGACUUCCUGGCAGAGAAGGAGUCGCUGAGCGAGGAGGAGGCCACUCAGUUCCUCAAGCAGAUCCUGGACGGAGUCUUCUACCUGCACGCCAAACACAUCGCCCACUUUGACCUUAAGCCGGAGAACAUCAUGCUGCUGAACCGCUCAGUGCCUCACCCGCGCAUCAAGCUCAUUGACUUCGGCCUGGCCCACAAGAUAGACUUUGGCAACGAUUUUAAAAACAUUUUUGGAACUCCAGAAUUUGUAGCUCCAGAAGUAGUCAACUAUGAACCUUUGGGCCUGGAGGCAGACAUGUGGAGCGUCGGAGUGAUAACCUACAUCCUGCUGAGCGGUGCGUCUCCCUUCCUGGGCGACAACAAGCAGGAGACUCUGGCCAACGUGUCGGCCGUCGACUACACGUUCGACGAGGAGUUCUUCAGCAGCACCAGCGUCCUCGCCAAAGACUUCAUAGCGAGGCUCCUCGUCAAAGACCCCAAAAAGAGAAUGACGAUUCAGGACAGCCUCCAGCACCCCUGGAUCAAGCCCAAAGACACCCAACAAGCACUGAGCAGAAAGGAGUCGGCUGUCAACAUGGAGAAGUUCAAGAAGUUUGCAGCUCGAAGAAAAUGGAAACAAUCCGUCCGACUUAUCUCCUUAUGCAACCGCCUGUCCCGCUCCUUCCUGUCCAGAAGCAACAUAAGCGUGGCACGCAGUGACGACACGUUGGAUGAGGAGGACUCCUUUGUGAUGAAGGCCAUCAUCCACGCCAUCAACGACGACAACGUUCCCGGCCUGCAGCAUCUGCUGGGAUCCCUGAACAGCUACGACGUCAACCAGCCCAACAAGCAUGGGACUCCUCCUCUCCUGAUUGCGGCCGGCUGUGGGAACAUUCAGAUCAUUGAGGUGCUGAUGAGGAAAGGAGCAGAGAUCCAGGCCCACGACAAGAGCGGAGCCAACGCUAUCUACUACGCAGCGAGACACGGCCACGUCGAGACCCUGAAAUUCCUCCAUGAAAAGAAAUGCACUCUGGAUGUCCAAGAUAAGUCUGGGGAGACUGCUCUACAUGUGGCGGCCCGCUAUGGAAACGUGGAUGUGGUGAGCUACCUGUGCAGCAUCCGAGCCAACCCGGACCUGGCCGACAGGGAGCAGGAGACCCCGCUGCAUUGUGCUGCCUGGCACGGGUACUCGCCGGUGGCCAGAGCGCUCUGCCAGGCCGGCUGCCACGUGGACGCCAAGAACCGCGAGGGGGAGAGUCCGCUGCUGACGGCGUCCGCUAGAGGCUUUGUGGACAUCGUGGAGUGCCUGGUGGAGCACGGGGCCGACGUAGAGGCGACCGACAAGGACAGCCACACAGCGCUGCACCUGGCCGUACGGAGGUGUCAGGUGGAUGUGGUCCGCUGCCUCCUCAGACACCGAUGCCACCUGGACCAGCAGGAUCGCCACGGCAACACGCCGCUGCACAUCGCCUGCAAGGACGGAAACCUCCCCGUCGUCACGGCGAUGUGCAGCGCCAAGGCCAGCCUGGACAUCCCCAACAAGUACGGCAAAACUCCUCUCCACCUGGCUGCGAACAACGGGAGCCUCGAGGUCGUCCGUCAUCUCUGCCUGUCCGGAGCCAACACCGACGGCGUCACCAACGAUGGAAAGACAGCGGAGGAUUUGGCCCACGCUGAUCAACAUGAACUCAUCGUUUCUCUGCUGGGAAAGCUCAAAAAGGACAACCACAAACUGAGCUACAUCCAGCAGCUGCGGCCCACGCAGACCGUCCAGCCCAGGAUCAAACUGAAGCUGUUCGGACACUGUGGAUCGGGGAAGAGCACCCUGCUGGAGUCUCUGAAAUGUGGCAUCCUGCGCAGCCUCUUCAGGAGGAAGAGGACACGCAUGUCCAACACCACCCGCCACCCAAACUCCCCCGUCAACUCCAAACCUGCAGUGUCGGCGAGCAUUUCCAACCUCUACCCCGGCUGUGAGAACGUCAGCGUUCGGAGUCGCAGCAUGAUGUUUGAGCCCAGUCUGACCAAAGGCGUCCUGGAGGUCUUCUCCCCCGUCACCAACGCUCUGUCCGCCGCCGACGACCAGGCCACCAAGGCCAUCGACAUCCAGCACGGAAACAUCAGCGGUGUGGGGGAGUUCAGCGUGUGGGAGUUCUCGGGGAACCCGGUCUACUACUGCUCCUACGACUACUUUGCAGCCAACGACGCCACGGCGAUCCACCUGGUCCUGUUCAGCCUGGAGGAGCCGUACGAGACCCAGCUGGGUCACAUCACCUACUGGCUGAACCUGCUGAAGGCCCUCCACCUGCCUCAGGACAACAUCGCCUUCGGCGGUCGGGUCCAGCAGCCUCUCAUGGUCGUCCUGGUGGCGACGCACGCCGACCUGGCCGACGUCCCCAGAGCUUUCUCUGGAGAGUUCACCUACGACAAGGAGAAGGUUCUGCUCAAGGAAGUCAGGAACAGGUUUGGAGUCGACAUGCAGGUCUGUGACAAACUGUUUGUGAUGGACGCCGGAGCCUCCAACUCCAAAGACCUGAAGCUGCUGAGGAGUCAUCUGCAGGAGCUUCGCGCCAGCAUCAUCUCUAGGUGUAGCCCCAUGACGCUGCUGUCGGAGCGUCUGCUGGCGACGCUGCCGACCUGGAGGAAGCUGAGCGGACCCAACCAGCUGACGUCGUGGCAGCAGUUUGUGAGCGACGUCCAGGAGCAGAUCAACCCUCUGGUCAGCCAGGAUCACCUCCGGACGCUGGCGCUGCAGCUGCACAGCAUGGGGGAGAUCAACAUCAUGCAGAGUGAGACGGUUCAGGACGUGGUUCUUCUGGAGCCUCGCUGGCUCUGCAGCAACGUCCUCGGUAAGCUGCUCUCGGUGGAGACGCCCAAAGCCAUCCACCACUACAGGGGCCGCUACCGGCUGGAGGAGGUUCAGGCUCUGGCUCCGGAGAGCGACGUGGACGAGCUGCUGCAGAUCCUGGACGCCAUGGACGUGUGCGCCCGCGACGCCACCAACCCCUCCAUGGUGGACAUCCCCGCCCUCAUCAAGACCAACGGCCUCCACCGCUCCUGGACCGAGGAGGAGGAGGAGGACUCGCUGCUCUACGGCGGCGUGCGGAUCGUCCCCGCCGAGCACCUCACCCCCUUCCCCUGCGGCCUGUUUCACAAACUGCAGGUGAACCUGUGUCGAUGGAGCCACCAGCAGAAGCCCGAGGAGGAAGGCGGGGAGGAUUUCGACGGAGACAUCCACCUGUGGACCAACGGCGCCAAGGUGAGCCAGGGAGCAACGGAGGCCAUGAUCCUGCUGGUCAACCACGGCCAGGGGGUGGAGAUUCAGGUGCGCGGGCACGAAUCGGAGCGGGCCAAGUGCUACACCCUGUUGGACACCGCCUGUAGCAUAACAGAGAACCUCCUGUCCUCCACGCUACCCGGACUCCUCACAGCCAAAUACUACCUGAGUCCUCAGCAGCUGAGGGAGCACCACGCCCCCAUCAUGGUCUACCAACCCAAAGACUUCUUCCGAGCCCAGGUCCAGCGGGAGUCUUCGCUCACGAACACCAUGGGCGGCUACCGGGAGAGCUUCAGCAGCAUCCUGUCCUUCGGCUGCGCUGAGGUUUACCAGCAGGGGACUCUGGGAACGGACAUCCACAUAUCGGACGUCCCGCUGUUGGCCCGCAGGAAGCUCUGCCGCAUGCGACCCCCCGACGCUCUGGGCAAAGACUGGUGCCUGCUGGCCAUGAACCUCGGCCUCACGGAGCUGGUGGCCAAACACAGCAACGGGACUCCAAAUGGCGCGCCCGAGCCGGACUCGGACUCGAACCCGGACUCCCAGCAGGCCGAGCUGCAGCCCAGCCCGACGGCGGCGCUGCUGCGGGAGUGGAGCGGGCGGCCGGACAGCACCGUCGGCGUGCUGAUGGCCAAACUGAGGGAGCUGGGCCGCCGCGACGCCGCCGACUUCCUGCUCAAAGCUUCGCCCGUUUUCAGGGUCAACAUGGAGGCGGUGGUCGCUGCCGCCAACGGCUACCCCCCCGCCUGCAACGGUGGCACCUCCUACAACUCCAUCAGCUCCGUCAUAUCCCGCUGAACUCCACCGGGGGGUUUGACUUCCUGUGUCUGACGUGACGUUUCCCCGGAAACAGGACGUGCGUGUGAAUGAACAUGAAGUGCAAUCGUCCAGCUGCUCGCUCCUCAAUCACUCCAUGACGUUGGCGUACGAACCAGAUGUUGUGUUCGUGCUCUCCACACCUGUACAGCCCACCUCCUUUUUUUUUUUCUUCCACUAUGAAUGUUGUGAAAGAGCUGAUUGUCCCGAGCUCCAAAGAGGAAUCCUGUGCUUUUUAUUCUGUUCUUAAAUCUCGUCGUGCUGCUUUUUUUAACGAUAUCCCUCCUACUUCUACUGCACACUGAAGUCUCGCUCAUCUCACGGCUAACGGACAGAAAAGCUACAUUUAAAGAAGAACAACAACAACAACUCUACGUGAAGGAAUGAUUUAAAAGAUGGCCGCCUCAUGUUUGGACCUUUUUUUUUUUUUUUUAAUAUCCAAAUUGAAAACUGAGGACCAUCUCUACUCACUCCGUCCACAAACAGUUACAUAGAAUAUAUCUCCCUCUGUUUAACUGAUGUGACAUUUGAGCCAUUAAAGCUUAGUGUUUAAUAAAUUAACAGCAUUUUUCAGAGUGCCUUUGUGGCCUUCUACCUCCCUAAAGAGCACAAAUAGUCUUAUUAUAAAAAAUAACAGUAGUUCUUUUCAAACAUUUGAAGAACUGUGCCUUGUUGACACUUAAUUUCAAUCAAGUCUAUACUCUUAAAAUGGAAAAGGCCACCUGGAAAGGAAAGGAAAAUGAAGCUCGACUCACGUUACUAUUAAAUUUAAGUGAAACAGAAAGCGGAGAUCAGAUUUCUGCUGUUUUCUGUUUGGUGUUUGAGGCGCUGCUGGAGAUGAAACAUGUUGUUGGAGUCAGCGUGGAGUCGAUGUGACGCUCUGUGGGGGAAAAACAACAUGAUUUAUGUUUAAAUGGUGCGUUUGUGGUUUCAUACGGAGGAUCUAUCUGAAGUAUUAUGUCUUCAUUAAUCCCAAGCAACAGAAAUAUCUUCUUUAGUGAUUCAUUUCUGGUGACACUUUAUUUUACGAGCCCUUUAAUUUCCUAAGAAGUUCCUGGAAAUAACUUUUUUUAUUGUAAAGUGGUAUUAACUAUAGUGAGACAAUGUCAUGAGACGGUUAUAUGUUUGUUUUUGUGGGAAUUUCCUUGACAAACCUGAUAAAAAACCUAAAAGAGAUUAAUUUAAACUUGAGUUAAUAAUCAUAUAUUAUUAAAAACUAACCUCUCCUGCUGUGCUCUGACUAAAAAGUAUUCAAGGAAUCCAUGUACUAAAACCAUUGUUAUACUUACAGGAAACUGCAGCGUCAGACUUAAAUCAAACUGCCAAAAGGUCUUUAUAAAUAUUUAAUGCGGCCGUGAGCUGCUCCUCUGUUUCCUUUAUGCACUUUAACAGACACUCACACAUUAAGUGUUUUUAAGUCUGCAUACUGACUUUUUUUAUAAACUUAAUUCUGUCACUUUUCCAUUCAGAACCUACUUUGGAUUAGUUUGUAGUAUGUUAACAGGAAACACCUUGAGUCUGCAUUCUUCCUAUAAUUAAUACAAAAUUAUGAUAUUGUUCUUUCCAGGAACUUUUCGAAGAGUUUACAGUUAUAUAUUAGUUCCUUUUUUGGGGGAAUUUAAGCCAACUAUGGGACCCUUAAAAUAAAGUGUUAAUAUUAAUGUUUCACUUAAAAAUCUAUCUACUCAUUUCCAGUUCACAAGACGGGACUUUUUUCCAUUUAUAAACAGAAACAGAAGAGUAUUUUUCCCCUUAAAGUACAGUGUCUUAUUAAAGGAUGGUGAUCGUUCCAUCACCAUAAAAGGUGGCACCAAAAUGAUUAAAAAGAAUAGUUAAUUUUUAACAUUUUCUACAAAGCUAAAAGGUAAUUUAUUAUAACCAGUAAACACACCUGACCAUGCUGCUUUUUAAAUGCCUCCUCAACAGGUUUUUCUGCAUUUAUGACGUUAACGAUGAACUUUACCGUCCGCGGUGUCGGAUUGUUUCACAGCAGCAUCGACGCCGCUUCUGUCGAGCUGAAUUUAUAAGCUUCUCUCGGCGUCAGUGUUGGUGGACCGCGUGGCUUCACAUCUCCUUUCACUUUUUGUCUUUUUAUAUCAUGAAGCUACAGCUCGACUCAUGUCAGCAAAAACAAAAGGAAAAGACAGCGUGAGGUUAGAAUUGAUGGCUGAAAAAAAAAGGGCCCUGUUGGAGACAGAAACGUCCUUUUGUGAAAGCCGGUGUUUUUAUAAUGUUAGAGAUCAGAAAAAAAUGCUCUUUUUUUUCACGCGUUGAUGUUUGAAGAAGAGUCUUUCAUUCUUAAAAAGUGAAAUUUUUCUUUCUAGGACGCAGUGUCACAGUUUGCUAAAUGAUGUGCCAGAGUGCAGUAUUUCCUCUCCCCCCCCCAGUGUUACAACCUUUAAAUACUACUUCAAAUACUGUCCUUUAUCUUUUUGUCUUGGCCUAAAUUUGCCAAUCCCCUUGAUGUACGUACUCGAGGGCCUGUUUCCUCGACUUCAUCCUCACCUUUCUGUUCACUCUGUCGGCCCAAAUAUGUUGACUCCAAUUCCAACGAGGCCAAAAUGAAUGUACUACACAUCUCCUAAGAAUAUAUAACAAAAAACACAAAGAUACAGUGAUAAAACGUGUACAAAAACACGAUGGAAUUAAACGUCCCCAAACACCAGAAACACAAUUUCACUUUGUCUCACCGAAGCUUUUGUUGAACUUUGCCAAUGUCGUGUGCCUAAAAACACACAAUCGUUCAUUCCUCUUAUUAUUAUUAUUAUUAUUAUUAUUAUUAUUAUUAUUAUUAUUAUUAUUGCCUUGUACAGUAUACGAGCUGAGAAGUUUCAGAAAGGGAAGUGAAUAUUAUGUUUUUUGUAAAAGCUGGGAAUCACUAUAUUAUUAUCUACUUUGUCUCCGUUUGGUGUCUUUUUUUUUUUUU
This is a messenger RNA of Anoplopoma fimbria (sablefish), 7492 nucleotides long. RefSeq names its product death-associated protein kinase 1 (gene dapk1). The record is from RefSeq and is a predicted model, not a curated record. Gene Ontology annotation, biological process: intracellular signal transduction; protein phosphorylation; positive regulation of apoptotic process. Gene Ontology annotation, cellular component: nucleus; cytoplasm. Gene Ontology annotation, molecular function: ATP binding; protein serine/threonine kinase activity; protein binding. Lineage: Eukaryota; Metazoa; Chordata; Actinopteri; Perciformes; Anoplopomatidae.